AUGGACCCCCAAGAAAAAGUAUUUGGGGAAAGAGAAGGAGGUUUUCAGUGGUCUUUAAAGGAUGAAGAAGACCAAGAAGCUCUGAUGAACAUGCAUGAUCAGUUCAAACCCUUUCAAGAUAUUCUUUCACAUGUAAGCAGACAAGAGUGGUCAAAAGUCAUCAUGGAGGAUCAGCACUUCAACGGGACGAUUUUCAGAUUCCCCUUGCGCAAUGAGGCAUCAGACAUCUCAGAUAAUCUAUAUGACUCUGAUAGGGUUGUUCAGCUUUUUGAUAGCUUCAUUGCAGAUGCAGACUUAAGCCUCCUGUUCCUGAAACAUGUGACCACCGUGUCCUUGAUACACAUUAGCGUAGAUGGUUCCGUUAACAUCAGACUUGAAGUGAAAUCCUCAGUCCCCACAGAUGUGAUUUUGGAAUCAGAAGACAAUACAAUCAGAGAGGGUUCGACAAGAUUCAAACUAAUAACCCUCAACUCAGAAGACCACAAAGAAACAAAGUGGCUUUUGACUACAUGCACCAUGAAAGAGGGAAAUGUGGAAAAAAUCGAUUCACUUGCAAAAAAGCUGAGCUUUUUCCCUCAGGUUGACUUGGCAUUCCCUUGUGGUGAGAGGAGAGACUGUAGUGAGAGUAGACUGAGCUGCUUUCUCCCCCUCCCAAACAAUGAAUCCAACAAGACAGGACUCCCAGUUUAUGUCAAUGCGUGCUUUGGUCUCACAGACAACAGAAGACACAUCAAGUGGCAAGAAGAAGACCAGAAACAUGACGAACAUGCUGUGUGGAAUGAAUUGCUGAUGAAGGAGGUGCUCCCACAGGCUUACCUCAUGAUUAUUCAAGAUGCUAUCAAACUUGCCCGAGAAGGUAUUCUUAAAGUCUCUUCUGUGUAUGAUCUGUGGCCUGAUAUUGCUCAGAUACAGCACAAAGACAAAUGGUGUGUCAUUGCUCUAGAUGUUCUCCAUCACUUAUUUAGAGAAAACGUGGCUGUCCUCUCUCUUGCCGAAGAUGAAAGAAAGUUUAUCUCUCCAUCUGAAGCUGUGUUCCCCUGUAAUGGUCCAACGAGCCCUGACGUAUUGGCUGCCAUUAAAAGGACUCUGAUUUCCUGUGGAGAAAAUCUUGUCACUUUACCAGAUAGUAUUGCAAGCGCUAUAAAUGAGGCCUAUCCACACCCCGAGACCCUAAGACAUGUGACUCCAGCUUUCCUCAAGGACAUUCUCCACAGGACUGGCAUGCAUAACCUCUCUAAAGAAGACAAACUCUGUCUUCUGGAAUAUAUUUUGAGUGAUGGAAAAUACAGAGAGCUCCAGGGUCUUCUGCUGCUUCCACUCAGCGAUGGCUCUUUCAGAUCUUUCACAAACAGAGAGGAGGACACCGCUUUAAUUGACAGCAAUGAAUUUCCAAGAUCCUUGCUGCCAUGUUGCAAACACCUCUUCAUCCCAGAUGAUCUCAGUCCAGCCUGCAGUGCCCACCUGAAACAACUGGCCAGAGAAAAAAUAUUCAAGGUAGUCAACAUUGAUGCAGACCAGGUGAAAGAAUAUACAAAGAGGUAUUUGCCAGAGGACUGGAAGCCAACAAGGACGGGGCUUGUUACCUGGGACAUCAGCAACAGUCAGCAUCCACCUUUAGACUGGCUCCAACAAUUCUGGAAAUUUCUCAACACUCACUUCAAAGAGUUAAGUGGUUUCACUGGAAUGCCAUUAAUACCAGUCAGUCCCCUGUCUGUCAGUCAGCCUGUAUUACUAGCAAGAGUACAACAGAAAACAACCCUCAUUUUUCAGAAAAGUAAACAGAUUAGCUUGCCAGAACAAAUAGCUCAGUUAGUAAACAAAUUUGACGGCAAAGUGGUGAGAGGAAAUGAGUGGCUCAAACACGAAGACCUAGACUCUUAUGUGCUGUGCCCAUCUCCAAGGAGUGUCAUGAAAGUCCUGAUGAAUUUAGAUUCUCAGCAUCUCAUCAGUGAACUCCAGAGUGCCAAUCACAGAGCACGAGAAGAACUGAAAGAUUAUCUCUCUCGUCUGGAUUCUCUCUCAGUCAAUGAGAAGGAUUUACUCUCAAAGUUGCCUCUGUUCCAAACCAUGAAAGGAUCGUAUGUUGCAGCUCAAUCAAAACAGGCUGUGCUUUUAGGUUCUGGUCUAACCAUACCAAAAGAGCUCCCCAUGCCUGAUUCAGUUGUGCAGUGUGCUACUGAGGCUGAUCGCAGACUAUUACAGCUGCUCAAAGUUAAUCUCUUGGAUGCAGUUCAAGCAGCUAAUCUCCUCGUUGACAGUGUUGAGAAGGGGGCUUGCAGCAAAGAGGACACUGAAAAAGUAAUGACUUGGAUUUUACAGCAUGGUCAUAUGAUUUUCUCUCAAAAUCAGAGCUUGAAACGCAGAUGUAAGGACUUGAGGUUCAUUGAAGUGAAUGGAGAGAUGAAAAAGACCUCAAGCUUUUUUGAUCCAAGAAAUCAAGCUUUCAAAGUCAUUUUUGAGUCAGAUCUCUUCCCCCCACCUCUAUAUGUCCAGACACCGCAGAUGCUUGAAAGCCUAACAGAUCUUGAGUUGAUAAAUAAAGAAGUAGAUGUGUCACCUGGGCACUUGUUGCAUGCUGCCACACAGAUUGACAAACUCCAUGCUGACUCUCAAACCGAGGCUCUCAAAAGAGCUCAGGUGCUCUUGAAAAUGCUGGAUGCUAAUGAUCUACUGUCAAAGUUUUCUCAUGAACAGCUCAGUCGCCUCAAAAUGCUAAAAUGGGUCCCUUGUGCUAAACCUGGUAGUGACAAAUCACAGAGAAGUUGUUUCUUCUGCCCAGAUGAAAUAAGACACUCUAUGUAUGAGGACAUUGUUGGGCAUGUAAUGCCUCUAGUGGGAAAGCUCAGUGACAGAGUUAGCAACAAACUUGGUCUCAAAUGUCUUCCCCCACCUGGAAAAGUGAUUGAGAAUUUAUCAGCCUUGAUAUCAAAAGCACAGCAAAUGGCUGAUCCUGACACAAAUUUGGAUUUCAAAAGGAAGUUGCAUAGCAUUUACAAACACAUGCAAGAUCACAUCUCUGCAUUUACUACAAUGAUGAGCAAGGACACAUGUUGGCUGUGGAGCCACAACCAGUUUGUUGCGCCACAGGAUCUGGUUCUAGACUACCCACGUGAUCUAGAUCUCAGCUCUUACAUUGGGAAGGUGCCAAAAGAAUUUCUGCUUUACAAGAAGUUGCUCUGUGAGUUUGGCCUGAGAACAUCGCUUUCAGAUCAAGAAAUUGUUGGCAUUCUUCAUUCUAUCAAGAAAACCAUUGAAGGAAGGCAACAGCCAUUGGCAAAUUCUUCUGAGAUAAAAGUCUCAAUAGAAAUUCUUAACUGGCUGUCAAGAGAGAAGAAGACAGUUCAGGAUGACAUCCCAGUGCCAGUCAUCAUACAGGGUGGCCAAUUUACCCUCAAACCACGGUCAGCAACAGUCUUCUGUGAUGUAAGCAGAAAAGGUUUGGAAGAGCUUCAGUACAGCCAGGAGGAAAUCCAUGUCAUACAUGAGGAAAUACCAAGAGCGACAGCAGAUUGCCUCAACAUCCGACUCCUCAGUACCCACAUCCUCGAUCCAGAGUUAGUGGGAAUUGAACAGUGUGGACAAUCUGAACCAAUAACAAUGAGGAUUAAAAACAUUCUUAAAGAGUAUGACGAAGAAAAUGACAUCUUCAAAGAGCUCAUUCAAAAUGCAGAGGAUGCUGGAGCAGAGGCCUGUAAAUUCUUAGUGGAUUUCAGAGUGCACAAAGACACCCCUGAAAGUCUCAUUGAUCCUGGCAUGGCACUCUGCCACAGAAUUGAGGCAUGUCACCUUCCAGUCCUCGGACAACUUCUCAUGUGUGACAAUCUGCAAGAUGUUCAGAAAACUCUGGCUAAGAAUGGGAUCCAUGACAGUGCUGAAACAGAAACCUCCCCUCUCAAUUCUCCUGCCCCUGGGACAGAUAUUCCAGAAGAAUGGCAUGAUUCCUUAGACAUGAACAUCCUCAAUAACUUUGAAGAGGGGGAAUAUGUUGGCUACAUGACUAACAACAAGUAUAUUUAUGCAGUUAUUGUUGAAGAACUGCCUGGGUAUUCUGGACAAUAUUCACGGAGAUACAAAAUAGAAAUUGGAGAAGAUGAGCCAAUUGAAGUCAGUUGUUUGGAUCUAUAUCAGUUUAAAUGUGAAAAGAAGCCUAAACCUGCUGAAGCUUCUUGCAUGGAGCUGGUGCUACUAGCAGGAGCUGUGCCAAAUUCUUCCCAACCGUCAUCUACAAGAUCCUCACCAACAUCUGUUGAAGAGGCUAAAAGGGAAAUUGACAAAUGUUUGGCAGAGAUCUGGACUCUUCCUAGGGAGGAGAAGCAUAAAGCUAUCAGACGACUGUAUCUUAGAUGGCAUCCUGACAAAAACCCUGACUGCCAAUCGCUCGCCAAUGAGGCAUUCAAAUACUUGCAGAAUCGAAUUGAUGAGCUCAUCAAAGGCAAAGGCAAAGGCAAAACUUCUGGCUCAUCCUGUCCAGGGGGAAGAUCAAAUUUCAGAGACUUCUACCAGCAAUGGAAUCAAGAGGCCAGGUAUCACAGAAGUGGUCGAGAGCGAUUCUUCAGAGGCAACCCUUCCUACAACUUUUGGACCCAUCAUGACAACGUCCCGAGGCCAAACAGAGAGGAGGCCCAGCGCUGGUGUAGACAGGCUCGCUGUGAUCUAAAUGCAGCUUACAAAGACACUGGUGGGGGGAGCACAGAGUGGUGUCUAUUCAAAGUCCAUCAAGCUGUGGAAAAGUCUCUCAAAGCUGCACAGUAUAAAAGACAUGGUAACCCCAGCAGCAGCUCCAUCUCAGUCAUUGCUUUAGAGGUUUCCCUCUACAACCCUCAAAUGAGGGAUCUGCCUCAAAUUGUGGACAAUCUGAAGACGCUGGGAGUGGACGCCAAAAAGACUCAAUAUCCCAACUGUCAUCCAUUCCCCCACAUUCCAAAUGGACAGUUCGAAGCAGAAAAUGAAUUGCAAGCAGUGGAAAAGGCAUCUGAGCUUCUCAGUAGAGUAGAAGCAUAUGUGAAUUAG
This is a messenger RNA of Thunnus maccoyii (southern bluefin tuna), 5010 nucleotides long. Its product is annotated as sacsin-like. The transcript has 4 exons. Lineage: Eukaryota; Metazoa; Chordata; Actinopteri; Scombriformes; Scombridae. The coding region runs from base 1 to 5010 and encodes 1669 amino acids. The record is from RefSeq and is a predicted model, not a curated record.